GUAGGUGUGCUCAGCGACAAUGCUGCAGGGAUGUACCCCACCUCGAUCAUAUACUCCGACGCCAACGUCGAGCAGAUGGCCUCGCUCUCGCCCAACCAACUGCACCGCAGCAUCGACCUUGCGGUCCUCGACGCCGACAGCAAGGGCACAAUCAAAGCCUACAUCGUGCUCCCGUCGACGAUCUGGGGCCUCGCGUCCGGCCCACUCAUUGACGCGCACAUCGCGAAUCCGCAUUCGCAGCAGAUCCCGAUGCUCAUCAAAGCGAGCCUUGCGCGUGCCCAGGCAGGCAUGGUCGGCGAGGGCAAGAACUUGUGGCCGAACGUCAACAUCGACGAAGUGGCGGACCUUUUUGGGCUUGUGUUCAGCGCGGUGCGCGCUGGGCGGCCGAUUGGGCAUGGCACGGACGGGUACUAUAUCGGCGAGAAUGGCGAGCACAUGCUGUACGAUGUGAGCCGCGCGAUCGGCGAGGCGCUGGUUGCGCUCGGCAAGGCGAGCACAGACAAGGUGACGACGUUCUCGCCGGAGGAGCUGGAUAAGUACUUUGGCGGGUCGGACUAUCUGAGCACGAAUGUGCGCUGUCGCGCGGAGCAUUCGCGCGCAAUCGGAUGGAAGCCGGUGAAGACGACGAGACACAUGCUCGCGAGUGUGAAGCCUGAGAUCGAAGCUAUCCUGCAGCGGCCGGAGGAGCUCAAGGUAUAA
Messenger RNA from Postia placenta MAD-698-R-SB12, 699 nucleotides. RefSeq lists its product as hypothetical. The transcript has 4 exons. The annotation marks the transcript as partial. The record is from RefSeq and is a predicted model, not a curated record. NCBI's taxonomy places the organism in Eukaryota, Fungi, Basidiomycota, Agaricomycetes, Polyporales, Adustoporiaceae.